Molecule: messenger RNA, 1875 nt
Organism: Aspergillus terreus NIH2624
Lineage: Eukaryota; Fungi; Ascomycota; Eurotiomycetes; Eurotiales; Aspergillaceae
Product: putative serine/threonine protein kinase (Nrc-2)
Exons: 3
Coding region: 1-1875 (624 amino acids)
Biological process (GO): protein phosphorylation
Cellular component (GO): cytoplasm; nucleus; plasma membrane
Molecular function (GO): ATP binding; protein serine/threonine kinase activity
Source: RefSeq, a predicted model, not a curated record
AUGACCCAGCUCUUCGCCUCCAGCCCGUCCUCCGUGACGAAUGAGAAACGGGGGAACUUCCCCGGUCUCUCCAAGAAGCAUCCCAACGAGUCCAGCCAUUUCCCCACGAAGAUCAAGAACUUCUUUCGCAUCAACAGUUCCGGCAGCAACUCCUCUCAUAGCUCCUCGCAACACACCCCCUCCGUCGAAUCCAAGUCCACCUUCAGACAAUCCCGAUUUCUCCCUACCAUCGGUCGUAAUCGAUCUACCACCGUCGCCAGCGAGGGGAACCCUCUCGAUGAAGGCGUCUCCCCCACUGCCACUGCAAACCCCUAUUUCGUCCAUCAAGGUCAGCCGGCCUUACAACAUCGCAACGAUGGCUCCGUCCCUUCCUCGCCCCCGGACACUCCCGAACUCCAGGUCGACGGCGUCUCGGCAACCGAGCAGGCCACCACCGCCAACAAGGAGGAGCUCGCCCGGAAACUGCGUCGAGUCGCGUCUGCGCCCAAUGCCCAAGGGCUGUUCGCCCGUGGCCAGUCUGAUGAGCGACCGCAGACCGCCGACCUGGGCAAAGAGCCCUUGAUCGAACAGUCCAGUGCCGUGGAAUCUCAGGUCAGUCUCGUCAGCGAGAAUGAUGCCCCCGGCCUCGCUGUUCCCAAGCCUGGCCCGGAUGGCAAACUGCCCAGUCCCGGUCAAAUUCGGAAUUCGGUCGCGUUCCGGAGAACGUACAGCUCCAACUCGAUUAAGAUCCGCAAUGUCGAAGUCGGCCCCAGCAGUUUUGAUAAGAUCAAACUGAUUGGCAAGGGUGAUGUGGGAAAGGUCUACCUCGUCCGGGAGAAGAAGUCCAGUCGCUUGUAUGCUAUGAAGGUCCUGAGUAAGAAGGAGAUGAUCAAGCGAAACAAGAUCAAGAGAGCCUUGGCCGAACAGGAGAUCCUUGCCACCAGCAACCACCCGUUCAUCGUCACCCUCUACCAUUCUUUCCAAUCCGAAGAUUAUCUCUACCUCUGCAUGGAAUACUGCAGUGGAGGAGAAUUCUUCCGUGCCCUCCAGACGCGCCCAGGGAAGUGCAUCUCUGAAGACGCGGCUCGCUUUUAUGCUGCUGAAGUCACGGCGGCUCUGGAGUAUCUGCACCUAAUGGGCUUUAUUUACCGUGAUCUGAAGCCGGAGAACAUCCUUCUGCACCAGUCGGGCCAUAUCAUGCUGUCGGACUUUGACCUUUCCAAGCAGUCGGGGCCGGGCGGUGCCCCUACAAUGAUCCCUGCACGAAGCGGGAACUCUACCACCUCUCUCCCCACCAUCGAUACCAAAUCCUGCAUCGCCGAUUUUCGGACCAACUCGUUCGUGGGCACGGAAGAGUACAUCGCUCCGGAGGUGAUCAAAGGCUGUGGUCAUACUAGCGCGGUCGACUGGUGGACGCUGGGUAUCUUGAUCUACGAGAUGCUUUACGGAACCACGCCAUUCAAGGGCAAGAACCGCAAUGCAACUUUCGGAAAUAUUCUUCGCGAUGAGGUCCAAUUCCCUGAGCACGCAGGGGCGCAGCAAAUUUCCAACAUUUGCAAGUCAUUAAUCCGCAAGUUGCUGAUCAAAGACGAAUUGAAGCGUCUUGGGGCCCGAGCUGGCGCCUCGGACGUGAAAACCCAUCCUUUCUUCCGCCAGACUCAAUGGGCUCUUAUCCGCCAUAUGAAGCCACCUAUGAUUCCCCAUCAAAGCCGCGGCACUGAUACCCUCAAUUUCCGCAACGUGAAAGAGAGCGCAAGCGUCGACAUUGGAGGCACCAAUACCGCCAAGUUGAAGGGUGUUCCAUUGAAUUCGGGCCUCACGACGCCGAAUGGCGAGAUCAAUGAUCCAUUCGAGGAAUUCAACAGCGUCACUCUCCAUCACGAUGGGGAUAUGUGA